AUGGCGUCUCUCAUCGCUAGGAGGGCGUUUACCACCAGCGCCCGCAGGCUCGAGGCCGGCGCAAAGGAGCAUGUCCUCAAGCAGGAGGGCAAGAAGGACCCGGAGCUCAUGAUUCUCGGCGGCAUCAUGGUUGCUGCUUUCGCCGGUGCUGGUUUCUACUUUGGUCGCACGCCUACGUCGGCUACUUCGGAGACCAAGGUCCCUAUGGCCAAGGACGCCAUGCCGUGGGAGAGCGAGACCGCCGGCAAGUACAAGUACCACCCCGGUGGUGAUCCUAACGCUGCUCCUAAGGAUGCUCCCAGCGCUGUCAACGUUGUGGUUGUCCCCGACGUGACGCUGCCCAAGAACCUCCACGACAAGUGGAACAAAUGGGGCAAGGAGGGCUACUAA
Pyricularia pennisetigena is the source of this 390-nucleotide messenger RNA. RefSeq lists its product as uncharacterized. The transcript is spliced from 4 exons. Bases 1 to 390 code for a protein of 129 amino acids. Lineage: Eukaryota; Fungi; Ascomycota; Sordariomycetes; Magnaporthales; Pyriculariaceae. The record is from RefSeq and is a predicted model, not a curated record.